CUCAUAAUCUACCUUGUCAACCUGACUGGGAAUGGCUUUAUGGUUCUUCUGAUCACUACAGAAACCCAUUUGCACACUCCUAUGUUUUUCCUUGGCAACCUAUCAUUUCUUGACAUUUGUUGAAGCAGUAGCAGUGUCCCACAGGCCUUGGUCACCGGCAUCACUAAGAGAACCACCAUUUCCUUCAUUGGCUGCAUGGCUCAAAUACACAUUAGCCUAUACUUUCGGACCACAGAAUGUCUUCUCCUGGUUGUUAUGGCAUAUGACCACUUUAUGGCCAUAUGUAGUUCCUUGCAUUACACAUUGAUCAUGAACUGGAGACUCUGGAGAUUAUUGCACAGGAAAACAGAUAUGGGUUACAUGCGGUUUGUCUGUGCUUCCAAUGUCAUUAGUCACUUUACAUGUGAGGCUCUAAAAGUUGGCAAGCUCAACUGUGUCAACACUCACCUCAGUGACAUUGUUUCCUUUAUCAAUACUGCAACUGUUCUUGUCCAUUUUGUUUUCAUCUUGAUGACAUACUUGUGCAUUGGUAUAUAUCCAGGGUUACACCAGGGUUACAGAAAGGCCUUUGCAACUUGUAGCUCUCACUUGACAGUAGUUGGCAUCUUCUGUGAUUCAACCAUGUUUAUAUACCUUCAAACAAAAUCUAAAAAUGCCAUAGACAAGGACAAAAUUAUUUCUGUUUUUUAUGGUGCAAUGGCGCCAAUGCUCAAUCCUCUCAUAUACAGCCUGAGGAACAAGGAUGUGAAAAAUGCCCUGAAGAAACUUCUUGGAAGGAAGAUAAGUAAAGAAUCAGCUCCUGGAAAUUUUUUAAUAGAUUUGUUCAUGCUUGCUGGCUCAUUACCAACUCUGUAG
Molecule: messenger RNA, 855 nt
Organism: Sceloporus undulatus (fence lizard)
Lineage: Eukaryota; Metazoa; Chordata; Lepidosauria; Squamata; Phrynosomatidae
Product: olfactory receptor 13H1-like
Biological process (GO): G protein-coupled receptor signaling pathway
Cellular component (GO): membrane
Molecular function (GO): olfactory receptor activity
Source: RefSeq, a predicted model, not a curated record